Myxocyprinus asiaticus (Chinese sucker) is the source of this 2688-nucleotide messenger RNA. RefSeq names its product transcription factor MafB-like. The record is from RefSeq and is a predicted model, not a curated record. NCBI's taxonomy places the organism in Eukaryota, Metazoa, Chordata, Actinopteri, Cypriniformes, Catostomidae. The transcript has a single exon. Gene Ontology annotation, biological process: regulation of transcription by RNA polymerase II. Gene Ontology annotation, molecular function: RNA polymerase II cis-regulatory region sequence-specific DNA binding; DNA-binding transcription factor activity, RNA polymerase II-specific. The coding region runs from base 409 to 1575 and encodes 388 amino acids. Gene Ontology annotation, cellular component: nucleus.
AUAACAGCGGCGAGCAGUCUGGUGUCCCGCUACAGUCUGAAUACUCAAGAGUGAGUGCUGGUUGAUUUCUCUGCGGUGCAGAGCUGGACUAAACACAGCACCCAUCCACUUGAACGCUGUUUUACCGGCUUAAGGACAUAUUUUGGAGUAUCCGGGAUCGGGACGGGAGACCUCCAUCUGUAGUCGUCCGUGUCUUUUAUUUAUGCUUUUAAAUCUGGCUAGAGGACGCGCAAUCGCGCACUGAGACUUCACUUUCUCCAGUCCCGUGAGUAGACUCCAAAGACUGCAGCUGUCGAGGUCUGCAUGCCCUGAGGAGGCAAAUGUCUUUCGCAGUGCAUUAGUCCAGAAAGUUUUUUUUUUUCUUUCUUCUUCUUUGUUUGUUGUUUGAAACAUUUCGAGUGACUCUAUAUGCUCCAGCGAUCGAGUGCGUCGCGUUUGGACACUCUUUCAGAACAUUGCAUGCGCACAGAGAGGGAAGAAAAGCAAAAGUCGGGUUUUGCGACGCUUGUAAACUCUUUGCUGAGAAGCAGGGACAGGAUGAGCACCGAUCUCGCCAUGGGGCCCGAGCUGCCCACCAGCCCGCUGGCGUUGGAAUAUGUCAAUGACUUUGAUUUAAUGAAAUUCGAGGUGAAGAAAGAGGCCAUGGCGGGGCUAGACCGCUCCAACAUUCGGCAGUGCAAUCGCCUCCAGCCGCAGGGCUCCGUAUCCUCCACCCCGAUCAGCACACCGUGCAGCUCCGUCCCGUCCUCCCCAGGUUUUAGUCCCACGGAACAGAAGAACCACCUGGAGGAGCUGUACUGGAUGCCCAGCGGCGCGUACCCGCAGCAGAUCGACCCUCAGACGUUAAACCUGACGCCCGAAGACGCCGUGGAGGCGCUGAUCGGGGCCACGUCCCACGGGCACCCUCCGCCCCCUCACGUUCAGCAGCAGCUGCAGGCCGGAGGGUUCGAGGGCUACAGAGGAGCGCAUCACCACCAUGGCCACCCUCAACAGCACCACCCGCACCACCACCAAUACGGCGGCAUCUCGCAUCACCCGGACGAGCUGACGGGUCACCCCGGCGCGCACGGCCACCACCCGCACCACCAUCAUCACAGCCAGGAACCCGACAGCCCUUCUCCCACCUCCCCGGGCUCCCACCAGCAGCUUCACCACCGUCAUCAUCACCAUCACCACCUGGGCCAGCAGGGUCACCACGGCGUGGGGGCUGGCCUGAAUGUUGAGGACCGGUUCUCCGAUGACCAGCUGGUGUCAAUGUCGGUACGGGAGCUCAACCGACAUCUGCGAGGCUUCACUAAGGACGAGGUGAUCCGUCUGAAGCAGAAGCGCCGGACCCUGAAGAACCGGGGCUACGCGCAGUCCUGCCGCUACAAGCGCGUGCAGCAGAAGCACGUGCUGGAGAACGAGAAGACGCAGCUCAUCAAUCAGGUGGAGCAGCUCAAGCAAGAGAUCAACCGGCUGGCCCGAGAGAGAGACGCCUACAAACUCAAGUGCGAGAAACUGACCGGAGCGAACGGGUUCCGCGAGGCGGGAUCCACGAGCGACAACCCGUCCUCUCCAGAGUUCUUCAUGUGAGUGUCCUUCUUAUGCCCGAGGGCCGCAUUCGAGUAAUCCACAUUACCUAUUACGAUCAUUAGAAGAAUAAUCCACAAGAAAUAAUAAUCUCAUAUGUAAUCGUCGUGUCACCAACCUGACCGUGUUAGAAUGUUGUUUGGGGGAAACUGUAGAUUAGUUGCUGCUUGUAGUACUUUUACCAACACAAGAGAAAGCGAAGAACUGGGUUUUAUAUUUAGGAAAACGUCAGAUCAGACCAUUUCGUUUGUUCUCGGUUGUUCAGGAGAAAGAAGAAGAAGAAGAAGAAAACAACUAUGUUUGGGCUGAGCUGAGAGAGGAACUUUGGACUUUUUCCACUUGGCCAAAAAAAAAAAAAAAAAAAAAAAAAAAAAGUCAAGAGUUGAGAGCACCACAAUAUGCAAAACCUUUCUUCUUCUCCUGUAUUAAUCCUCCUGAGUGUGUUGACAGGGGGAACUUUAUGCAACAUCUCAUUGGUUUAUUGCCUGCUUGGUUAUAUAUAGAAUAUAUAUUAAAAAUAAAAAGGAAAAACGACAAAAACAAACACAUAAAUCUGCAUUAAGGUAUUAAUCCUGCAUGCUGGACAUGUAUGGUAAUCAGUUCUAUUUUAUACUCUGCUCUUUCUUUCUUUCUUUCUUUCUUUCAUUCAUUCUGUUUAUUAUGUAUCAUAAAGAGCAUGUUUUUUAUCUUUAGCUCUUUUUUGGGGGAUAUACAGAUGAGACUGGCUCUCCAGUCGCUCAUUAAAUGGGUUCAUUUGGGCUUGUAAAUAUAUGCGACAGCAAACCUACAAACCGACAUCGAAGAGUUGAUCGUUUUCCAACUUUUAUGAUUUGUUUUUCUUUUUGGGAAUGGAUUUCCUGUAAUGGGCAUUUUUGCAGUUGCAUUUCAACUUUGUAAAGCGCACUUCUGGGUAAUAAUUUUGGUAUCGGUAGUUUUCAUGUGGAGGUUUUUAGUUUUUGUUUGGGCAGAUUUGGAAAGAAACUGCAGUUUCAGUAACAAUAGGCGAAUUUAAAGCAGGCGUUUCAUUUGAACUGUUGCUAAAACGUCUAGUUGUAGCAAGAAACCCAGUUUAGGCUGUUGCAUAAUCUUUUUUUUUUUUUUUUUUCAAUAAUAAAA